Fulvia fulva is the source of this 675-nucleotide messenger RNA. Its product is annotated as GTP-binding protein ypt5. The record is from RefSeq and is a predicted model, not a curated record. Gene Ontology annotation, molecular function: GTPase activity; GTP binding. The coding region runs from base 1 to 675 and encodes 224 amino acids. The transcript is spliced from 4 exons. Lineage: Eukaryota; Fungi; Ascomycota; Dothideomycetes; Mycosphaerellales; Mycosphaerellaceae.
AUGGCGGCCAGAAUGCAGCAAGGCGGGCGUCCCGGCGGUGCUCGAUUUGCGCAGUUCAAGCUGGUGCUUCUGGGAGAAUCUGCCGUCGGAAAGAGUUCACUCGUACUGCGCUUCGUCAAGGACCAGUUUGAUGACUACAGAGAGUCCACCAUCGGCGCCGCCUUCCUCACACAGACCAUCGCCCUCGACGAGCAGACUACAGUGAAAUUCGAGAUAUGGGACACGGCAGGGCAGGAGCGGUACAAGUCACUAGCACCCAUGUACUACCGCAACGCGAAUUGCGCAGUCGUGGUUUACGAUAUCACACAAGCGAGCUCGUUAGACAAAGCGAAAGCGUGGGUCAAAGAGCUUCAACGACAAGCCAACGAGAACAUCAUCAUUGCGCUCGCAGGCAACAAGGCCGACCUUGUUGCUGAGCAGCCCGACAAGCGUGCAGUUCCUACCGCCGACGCCGAAGCCUACGCAAAGGAGGCCAAUCUUCUAUUCUUCGAGACCAGUGCCAAGACAGCAGAGAACGUCAAGGAGCUUUUCACAGCCAUCGCAAAGAAGCUUCCGAUCGAGCAAGCGAGCCAAAAGGGUAUGCGUGGAGCGGCUGCCAGGCCAGGAGGUGUAGAUCUGGGCUCAAGGCAAGAUCCGGGUGCUUCAGCUGGCGGACCCGGCGGGUGCAACUGUUAG